This is a messenger RNA of Aspergillus ibericus CBS 121593, 4342 nucleotides long. RefSeq names its product RanBP1 domain protein. The transcript has 2 exons. The record is from RefSeq and is a predicted model, not a curated record. Lineage: Eukaryota; Fungi; Ascomycota; Eurotiomycetes; Eurotiales; Aspergillaceae. Gene Ontology annotation, biological process: intracellular transport. The coding region runs from base 109 to 4230 and encodes 1373 amino acids.
GGACGGUCGUUAAGGGGUGACAUUGGACGUCCAAGAAGGGGUUGAAGUCAACUGCUGUCUCAAAGGCCAAAGAUAUCGCCGCUGACGACAUCGGGGGCUCGACUAUAGAUGUCUAAGAGAACGGCCCAGGGUCCUCAAGGGGACAAGGAUAGCGACUUGUUUGCGUUCAACAUGUCGAGCACACCGGACGAUAAGCCGCAGCGGGCAACCGCGGCGCAGAUGGCGAACAGAAAAAUCAGAGACAUUCGGAAGCGUCGUCCCAAUAGUGCUGCUCCGGGUGCUCCCGCGCCAUCGUUCGGAGGAGGUCCUUUCAAUUCUAUCGACCCUAACACAGUUUCAUCUACUCCAGCUAAUCCUCAACCACCUUCCAACGGGUUUACUUUUGGACAAAACCAAAGCUUCCCAGGAGCUAGCCCAGCACCUGCCCAGUCGAAUCAAAACGGAGGCACGCCGUUUGCAUUCGGCUCUGGAAGCGGAAGCUCCUCCUCUUCAUUCAAUUUCUCCUCAUCCUUCGGCGGUACAAGCUCGACGAGCAAUCCGUUUGCCAGCAUGAACACUACUAGCACUAGCUCCGACCAGUCAUCUAAGCCGGCCAGCUUUUCUGGGUUUCAAGGCUCACUCUUCAAUGCCCCACCAGCUGGAAGCCAGUCUCCAGCUCAACAACCUCUGCCGUCAGGUUCAAUGUUCGGGACCCCGUCUCAGCAGAACGCUAGCUCCGGUGGUCUUUUUGGCACCAACGCAGCCGGCGGGCCGCCUGUCUCAUCUGGAGCAGCUACUCCGACCACCGGCAGUAUCUUUGGCCAGAACAAUGCAGCUGCCAGCACUCCUUCAACGAAUGUUUUCGGCCAAUCUAGCGUAAAGAAGCCGUCUCCAUUUGGUCAAUCUACGGCAUUCGGCAGUGACUCGAUGCAAACUUCCCCCGACGCCAAGGGCAGUGCUUCUCAGUCGAAGCCAUCGAUUUUCGCCGGUGCUCCUGCACCUCCGCCUAGCUUCGGAGGCAACACGAGCUUUUCAAGCACUGGAGGCGGUUCAUUAUUUGGCGCGCCAACAUCCUCGGCGGCAGAGACCCCCUCGAAGCCCGUGUUCGAGUUCAAGUCGAGUACCCCUUCGUCAUCGCUUUUUGGCGGUGCUACUACCCAAACCACUUCUAUAGCCACUCCUAGUGCGUCGACACCAGCCUCGGCUGCUGCGACUACAGCUACCCCAGCAUCAUCCUCGAUAUUUGGCGCUGCCUCGGCAGCUAAGCCAUCUGUGAAUCCCUUCCAGUCUACAAAUCUGUUUCAGAGUACUCCCUCAACCGCACAAAAGCCUGCCGAGGAAAAGAAGGAAGAAGACAAGCCUGCUGAAUUGCAGCCCAAGUCUCCAUUCCAAUUUACCCCAUCUACAACGACCACGGGUUCUUCUUUGUUCUCCAAGAGUGAAACUACCGCCCCAGCAGCUCCUUCUGCUGGCUUGUUCCAGACAUCGUCUACCAAGGACCUUUUCGAGCCCAAGCCAGCCGCAACCGCAGCCCCAGAACAGCCGAAGGCGGCAGGAAAUCCCUUCGGAGGCUUAUUUGCGAAGCCCGCGACUCCGAGCAAGCCAGCGGUUGAGCAGCAGCCACUUCCUUCGUCUUCAACUCCAUUCCAGGGUCUCUUUUCCAAGCCGAGUACACCAAGUGAUGCAGGAAAGACAAACGAAGCGGAAAAGCAAUCCACUCCUGGUCAAUUAUCUUUCACACCUUCGACCAAUGGCUUCUCUCAAACAUCGAAUCUCUUCUCACCCAAGCCCCCAGCAUCGCCGGCUCCUGCCCUUGAGACCAAGGCACAGACACCUCUGACUUCUGCAGUUCCUGCUGAAAGUCCCUUCAAGGUGAAUGGCGUGAAGUCGACGCCCCCCGUUCAGACCAAUGGAAUCCCUGCGCCGUCUACUUUUGGGCAAAUCCAGACCCCCAAGGUCUCCGACAAGGCAGAUAAGAAAACCACAGAGGACGCCGAGAUGCUCUACCGUAUGCGUGUUUUGAACGAAUGUUUCAAGCGUGAAAUGGCGAAAAUGGACCCGUCGACCCAAAACUUCGACUCCGCUGUCCAGUUUUACAUGCGUGUUCGUGCCACCCUUGGUGCCUCGGUUGGUGCCAAGCGCAAGGCUGCGGGCGACAAUGUUGAAGGCGGUCCCGCGAAGAAGGUGCAGACAUUCGGUACCCCCUUCGGGCAUGCCGCUGCUCCCAAGGAGAACUCUACUGCUCCGGCCGUGACUGCCCCGAGCUCCACUCCAUUCAAAGCAUUUGGCACAAGCCAGACUGCUCCCAGCAGUGGAAAGAGAAAGUCGAUUGAUGAUGGCGACGACCGUAGUCCUGCCAAGCGGGUCAAUGGGGACUCCACCACCGCAAGCAUUUUCGCGCAGUCGUUCUCCAAGUCAAAGACCGAGUCUGAUGAGUCGGUCGAUGCUGAGUCUUCCUCAGUCAGACCGUCCACCCCAGAAUCUACCAAACCUGCUCUGUUUUCUACGACGCCAUCCACAGCACCCGCCAAGCCUUCAUUUUCUUUCCCACCAGCGGGCAAGAAAGACUCGGCUCCGGCUCCACUCUUCUCAUCCUCCAUGUCUAGUGCUACUUCAACAUCAGCAGCACCGGUCGGAGACGCCCCAAAGAACCCGUUUGUGCUGAAGCCUACUGGGAACGAGGGCGCCUCGAGUCUGCCCAAGUUUGGCUCUACAGGCGGCACGGACUUCUUUGCUCAAUUCAAAGCCCAGUCUGCCAAGGACGCCGAGAAAGAAAAGGAAAAGCGCAAGGCCGAGGACUUCGAUUCUGAGGAAGAAGACGAAGCCGAAUGGGAACGCCGUGAUGCCGAGGAGCAGCGGCAGAAACAGGAGUCCUUCGACAGUCAGACCCAGAAGCGUGCGAAAUUCGUCCCCGGCAAAGGAUUCGUUUUUGAAGACGAGUGCAACGAUUCCUCCGAAAAGAAAUCCGAGGAAGCCUCUGCUGCUGCAUCGAGCGCUGAAACUUCCGUCUUCGCUAAGCAGAACAACACUGCAGUUAAGUCAAGCAACAUUUUUGGUCACCUGUCAGCGACCCCAUCUGAGGCCGACGACAAUGACAACGAGGCGGACGACACCGAAGAAGCCUCCACUCCUGGUGACGAGUCGGAUGAUACGACGGAGAGCAGCCCUGCGAAAUCAGGCACCACUGAUGCGAAGGCGGAUGCUGCAGAGUCGUCGGCCAAGGACUCUGAAAGUGGUGGUCGCAGUCUCUUUGAUCGCGUCCAGUACGACGAGGACGGAAAGCCCAAGCGCCAGGGUGAAGAGGAGCAGAAGGGUUCCAUGUCGACUCUCUUCGGUUCCUCCAAGUUCUCAUCCUCUUUCAACACUCCUACGUCCCUUACUCCAGCCAGCAGCUCCGAGUCCAGCCAAGCUGCCUCAAAACCCCCAACCACCAGUAUCUUUGGCGCUGCGAACACAAGCAGCAGCAUCUUUGGUACUCCUCUAUCGGGCUCUGGCACCAACACCCCGUCGCUUUUUAGCGCUGGCCAAGGCACCACCACCUCGGCCGGGGAUAACACCUGGAAACCCAACUCUCCGAUCAAGUUUGCGACCGACUCGGCUAGCGCUUCAACGUCCAAGCCUGACUCUGGGUCGGCGACACCGGCGCCGGAAGCCCCGAAGCCCUUCUCCAACCUUUUCGGGGCACCGCCAUCCCUGACCAAAUCCUCUACCUCUAAACCCACAACGCCGUCCCUUGGGUUCUCCUUUGGGGCCCCGAAUCAAUCAGCACCAUCUCUCUUGGCUCCAUCAAUCCUUACUUCUGCCACUCCUAGUCGCUCCUCUACUCCGGGAGGCGCAUCUGACACGGGGGCGGAGGAGUCCGGAGAUGGUGAUGCAGCCGAGUCUCUACCCCAGGUCGAUCUGUCACGGGGCGGCGCCGGAGAGGAGAACGAAGAUGUUGUGGCUGAGAGCCGCGCUCGUGCAAUGAAGCAUAGCACUGCCGGGGGAUGGGAGAGUCAAGGCGUCGGUUUCCUGCGUGUUCUGAAAGAUCGGACUACGUCUCGUGGUCGGAUCCUUGUCCGGGCUGACCCGAGCGGCAAUGUCAUCUUGAAUGCGCGCUUGAUGAAUGAAAUCAAGUACUCUGUCGCGAAGAACAGCGUGCAGUUCAUGGUUCCUCAAGCCGAAGGUCCUCCUCAACUGUGGGCUCUCCGGGUCAAGACGAAUGCGGACGCCGAACGUCUCUGCGCGGCCAUGGAAGAGACAAAGAAUUGAUUGCUACGAUUGGAUGUGGUACAUAGGAUAUGCAUUUGAACACAACUUGAUGAUGGACUUCGCAGGCGUCUGAGUGGCGAUGUAUUAUGGUGUGCUUUUUGCUCGAUUUCUG